Fusarium coffeatum is the source of this 438-nucleotide messenger RNA. RefSeq lists its product as uncharacterized. The record is from RefSeq and is a predicted model, not a curated record. The transcript is spliced from 2 exons. The coding region runs from base 1 to 438 and encodes 145 amino acids. Lineage: Eukaryota; Fungi; Ascomycota; Sordariomycetes; Hypocreales; Nectriaceae.
AUGAAGUUCUUCGCUGUCGUCCUGGCCACUGCCGCCGCUACUGGUGCUACCGCCGAUGCUGUCUUCAACGUCCGCGACUUCACCGCCAGCUGCACCCCUCACAGCGCCCUGUGCGACUACUCUUUCAAUGUCAUCCAGCCCGGAACUAUGGACACUGAGGGCUACGACUGCACCGCCAAGGUCCCUGGCGCUGGCCCCGGCGAGCUUGGCGAGGUCAAGGCUGGCACCUGCCUUCCUUCUUCACGAACCUUUGACGUCGUCCGCAGCGACGAGGGCCUGACUCUCACCGUAUCCGUCCAGGUCUCGCCCAACAGCUUCACUAAGGGCUCUCACCUCAUCCAUAACAAGGAUAUUAAGACCGUCAAGGGUGAUACCCCUACCGGCGAUGUCCAGGCCUAUGACGGCCCCAAGGACUUCCCUCUUGAGCGUGUCGACUAA